This is a messenger RNA of Talpa occidentalis (Iberian mole), 939 nucleotides long. RefSeq names its product olfactory receptor 5-like. Bases 1 to 939 code for a protein of 312 amino acids. The transcript has a single exon. The record is from RefSeq and is a predicted model, not a curated record. Gene Ontology annotation, molecular function: G protein-coupled receptor activity; olfactory receptor activity. NCBI's taxonomy places the organism in Eukaryota, Metazoa, Chordata, Mammalia, Eulipotyphla, Talpidae. Gene Ontology annotation, biological process: G protein-coupled receptor signaling pathway. Gene Ontology annotation, cellular component: membrane.
AUGGCGCGGGCGCCGGGGGCGGCCAACGUGACCAGGGUCCAGGAGUUCAUCCUGCUGGGCUUGUCCACCAGACUGGGCGUGAGGCAGGCGCUGUUCCUGCUCUUCCUCUCGCUCUACCUGCUGACCCUGCUGGAGAACACGCUCAUCGUGCACCUCAUCCGCAGCCACAGCGAGCUCCGGAAGCCCAUGUACUUCUUCCUGGGCAACCUCAGCUGCCUGGAGAUGUGCUACGUGUCGGUGACCAUGCCCACCCUGCUCGCGGGGCUGUGGGCCGGGCCCUACCACGUGCCCUUCACGGCCUGCAUGACCCAGCUCUUCUUCUUCAUCUCCCUCAUCUGCACGGAGUGCACGCUCCUGGCCUCCAUGGCCUACGACCGCUACGUGGCCAUCUGCCGGCCCCUGCACUACCCGCUGCUCAUGCGGCCCCGGGUCUGCCUGGCCCUGGCGCUGGCCUCCUGGCUGGGUGCACUGCUGGUGUCCAUCAUCAAGACGGCCUGCAUCGCCAGCCUGUCCUACUGCGGCCCCAACGUCCUCAACCACUUCUUCUGUGACGUCUCCCCCCUGCUCAACCUGUCCUGCACCCACGUGGCCUUGACAGAGCUGGUGGACUUCAUCUCGGCCAUCGUCAUCCUCUGGGGCUCCCUCCUCGUGGCCCUGGCCUCCUACGUGGCCAUCGGCAGAGCCGUGCUGCGCAUGCCCUCGGCCGCCGCCCGCCGUAAGGCCCUGUCCACCUGCGCCUCCCACCUGGCGGUCGUGGGCAUCUUCUACUCGGCCACCAUCUUCAUCUACGCCCGCCCCAGCCGCAUCGAAGCCAUGGACCUCAACAAGAUACUGUCCGUCACCUACACCGUGGUCACGCCCAUGUUCAACCCCAUCAUCUACUGCCUGCGCAACAAGGAGGUCCAGGCGGCUUUCCGCAAGACCCUGCGCUGGCCCUGA